Oryza brachyantha (malo sina) is the source of this 929-nucleotide messenger RNA. RefSeq lists its product as uncharacterized. Lineage: Eukaryota; Viridiplantae; Streptophyta; Magnoliopsida; Poales; Poaceae. The record is from RefSeq and is a predicted model, not a curated record. The transcript has 3 exons. The coding region runs from base 51 to 854 and encodes 267 amino acids. Gene Ontology annotation, molecular function: nucleic acid binding.
CUCUGAAGUCUGAAGUAGGGGGAGAGUGCGGUAGUAAAAUAGAACGCGAAAUGCCACUGCUGCUACUGCCGCCGCCGACCGCGGCGGCUGGGCCGGCGCCAGCCGCCUUCUGGCGGGCACCGCCUCCUCGGCUACGCGCGUCCGACCUCCGCCUCUUCGCCUUCCCUCGCCUGAGGAAAUACGGCCGCCGGGACCACGAGCCCGUGGCCACCAGCUUCGGCGAGGAGGAUGUUGACGACGAGGAUGCGGAGGAGGACGGCGACGACGACGGCGAGGUGGAGGUGGAGGUUGAUGAGGAUGAAUUUCUGAAGAACCGACCGAAACCGGUCGGGUUCGGCACCGGGAAGACGUACUCGACCGACGUUGAGGAGCAGCUUCUCCGGGAGAUGGGUUUGGGCGGCGGGCGGCGCAGGAGCGGGAGCGGACCAAUCCCUGCCAAUAGCCGCACGGCCGCCAACUCGGCGAAGGGAACGGGCGAAGAUGUCAAUAAUGACGGUGUCCAUGUUCGUGUUUGGAACCUGCCAAAAAAGAAAAACAUACACAAGGACCUGAAUCUUGCUUUCAAGGGAUUUCCAGGCCUCGUAAAUAUUGAGCCAGCAGUUUCUGCAAAUAAGAAAACUCGUGAUCCUAUAUGCAAGGGUUUCGCAUAUCUUAAACUGGAAUCUGUGGAGGCUGCUGCCAGGUUUGUUGAACUAUACUCCCAAAAGGAUGUGUCAUUCGGCAAGGUUCAGAAGCCAAUCAAGUGCUGUAUUGUUGAUGCUCACAGCUCGGUUGACUCCGAAAAUCAACCUUCCAGUGGACAGUCAAUCCGUCAACCCAGGUUGAAGCCCCAAAGUUUGGUGGAAGCAAGCUGAAUGACAAAAUUAUCUGUCAGUAACAACCUCUGGAGAUAGAGAACUUCCUGCCUAGCUAGUACAGAUGGUGGACGG